This is a messenger RNA of Anguilla anguilla (European eel), 3464 nucleotides long. Its product is annotated as E3 ubiquitin-protein ligase CBL-B-like. Gene Ontology annotation, molecular function: calcium ion binding; ubiquitin protein ligase activity; receptor tyrosine kinase binding. NCBI's taxonomy places the organism in Eukaryota, Metazoa, Chordata, Actinopteri, Anguilliformes, Anguillidae. Gene Ontology annotation, cellular component: membrane raft; plasma membrane. Gene Ontology annotation, biological process: negative regulation of epidermal growth factor-activated receptor activity; cell surface receptor signaling pathway. The record is from RefSeq and is a predicted model, not a curated record. The coding region runs from base 431 to 3241 and encodes 936 amino acids. The transcript has 18 exons.
UAACGCGCACUGACAUUUAAUAGGCUGAAGGAGUUGGUUGCUUUGGUGUUUAAGCAAUGAAAUACGAAUGAGCACGUCGGCGAAUCGAAAGGAAACUCACCAGCAAAGAGUGUUGAAUGUUAGGGCGCUUGCUGUUGACUCCAGUUUCGGUUGCCAAAAGGAUUUAACUGCCCCUCCGUUCUGAUCUGUGGCUGCGCAGCCGUCAACAGUCAAAUACACGACUGGGAAAAUGACAUUUAAAGAGGAAAACUGCUUUUGUAAAAGCUAAGGAAGUGUGUUUUGGAGGGAGGGCAUGAAUCUGUAAGACUUCUCAGUGUUUGUUUUGUAGAUUUUUUUUGGUUUUGGUAGUGGGGAACACCUAGUUCCAAGCGGAGGGACGCCUCUUGACAUUAUCUGCUGCGUGGACUGCUGCUUUGUUUCUGCCGCACAAAUGGCAACAGCUCUCAGAGAAAGAAACCCGGGAGGUCGCGCACCUAACCCGAGGAAAGGCCGGAUUUUAGGCAUCAUUGAUGCGAUCCAGGAUGCUGUCGGACCGCCGAAACAAGCUGUCGCUGACCGCAGAACAGUGGAAAAAACGUGGAAGCUCAUGGAUAAAGUGGUGAGGCUGUGUCAGAAUCCCCGGUUGCACCUGAAGAACAGCCCGCCGUACAUCCUGGAUAUUUUACCCGACACCUAUCAGCACUUGCGGCUUGUGCUCUGCAAGUACGAGGAGAGCCAGAAGCUGGCGCAGCUCAGCGAAAACGAAUACUUCAAAGUGUACAUCGACAGCCUGAUGAAGAAGUCCAAACGGGCGAUCCGCCUUUUCAAAGAGGGCAAGGAAAGGAUGUACGAGGAGCAGUCACAAGACAGGCGGAACCUGACCAAGCUCUCGCUCAUCUUCAGCCACAUGCUGGCGGAGAUCAAGGCCAUCUUCCCCGGGGGGCAGUUCCAGGGAGACUCCUUCCGCAUCACCAAGGCCGACGCCGCCGAGUUCUGGAGGAGGUUCUUCGACGAAAGGACGAUCGUCCCGUGGAAGGUGUUCCGUCAGUGCCUUAACGAAGUGCAUCCCAUCAGCUCGGGCCUGGAGGCCAUGGCCCUCAAGUCCACCAUCGACCUCACCUGCAACGACUACAUCUCCGUCUUCGAGUUCGACAUCUUCACCCGGCUCUUCCAGCCCUGGGGCUCCAUCCUCCGAAACUGGAAUUUCCUGGCGGUGACUCACCCCGGCUACAUGGCCUUCCUGACGUACGACGAGGUGAAGGCGCGACUGCAGAAGUACCUCAACAAGCCAGGCAGCUACAUCUUCAGGCUGAGCUGCACGCGGCUGGGCCAGUGGGCCAUCGGCUACGUCACCAACGAUAGCAACAUCCUGCAGACCAUCCCCCCGAACAAGCCGCUGUUCCAGGCCCUUAUCGACGGCUGCAGGGAAGGCUUCUACCUGUACCCCGACGGACGCAGCUACAACCCGGACCUGACCGGCCUCUGCGAACCCACGCCUUACGACCACAUCAAGGUCACGCAGGAGCAGUAUGAGUUGUACUGUGAAAUGGGCUCCACAUUUCAGCUGUGUAAGAUCUGCGCAGAGAACGACAAGGAUGUGAAAAUUGAGCCUUGCGGUCACCUGAUGUGCACUUCCUGUCUGACCGCGUGGCAGGAGUCCGACGGGCAGGGCUGCCCGUUCUGCCGCUGCGAGAUCAAGGGCACGGAGCCCAUCAUAGUGGACCCGUUCGACCCGUUCGACCCGCGCGACCGCGCCGCCAAGUGCAUCUUCCUGGACCACUUCAUGUCCCCCAUGCUGGACCUGGACGACGACGACGACCGCGAGGAGGGCCUGGUCAUGAACGGUCUGGCGUGCAUCAGGAAGUGUACGGACAGGCAGAGUUCCCCGGGGAUGUCUCCGAGCUCAUCCCCCGUGUCCCAGCGCAAGAGGUCCCCGCUGGACCCCGCCAGCAUCCAGCACCUCACCCUGCCGCCCGUCCCGCCCCGCCUGGACAUCAUCCAGAAGAGCGCGGGCCGCUCGCCGGCCGCCAGCCCCACGGGCUCCCCCAAGUCCUCCCCCGGGGUGUCGCGGAGACAGGACAAACCCCUCCCGGCUCCUCCCCCUCCGCAGAGGGACCCGCCUCCUCCCCCGCCCCCGGACCGGCCCCCUCCCGUCCCCCCGGACGGCCGCGCCGCCCGGCUGUCCCACCCCCCCACCUCCGAGGCCGCCGCCCACCUCCCUCCUCCUCAGGAGGCCUGGAGCCCGGGGGAGAGCCUCCAGCCCAACGGUCGCCACGGCGCCGACCGCUCCCCCAAACCGCUGCACGGCGGCCGGGCCGACAGGACCGCGCGAUGUCACCAGCGGCCGGAACCCGCCGCCGAGGGCGCCAAGCCACUGGCCAACGGCCUCCUGCCCAGCGACGAGUACGACGUCCUCCCUCCCCGCCAGUCCCCUCCCCCGCCCCUGCCACCUCCUGCCACGGCCGUCAGCCAGAGGCUCCAGUGCCCUUUCGCUGAGGGGGAGAGGGGGGGUCCCAGGGGGGCGUCGGAUCGGGCCGAAGACCAGUACCAGGUACCCAACUCUCACCCCGCGACAGCCUCAAACUCCCAGCAUGCCCCGCCCUGCGUCGCGGAACAAGCCCCGCCCUGCGCCUCGGGACCGGCCCCCGGCAGAGUCCUGGGGAACGGACACUGUGUUCACCCGUCUCCUGAGCGGCCGGCACAGAGGCAGAGACUCAAGGCCUUCGAGCACGAGGAUCUGUUCGGCACCCUGCCCCCCGCCGAGCCCCCGCCCCUUCCUCCCCCCCCAUCGCGCCACAGCUUCGUGGAGGUGUCCCCGUCCGCCCCCUGCGCCCGAGCCCGUCGGCCCGCGUCGGGGCACGAUCCCGUCCCGUUCGUUCCAGAAUUCUUUGACUUGCUGAGUGGGGCGGGGCCCUCUGCCACAGUAUCGAGGCUGGAGGGGGAGGGCAGUAAAUCUGCAGCGAGGCUUUCCCAGGAGUACGACCACCUGCCCCCCACUACAGUUUUGGCGGACGGCGUCCAGGCCCCCGCCCGGCCGCCCAAGCCCCCGCCCCGGAACACCCCCCCGGAGGUCCACCACAGGAGGCCCCACGGCAAGGGGUCGUCGGGCCACAGCGCGGACGCCAAGAUCGCCCGGCUGAUGGGCGAGGGCUACGCGUUCGAGGACGUGAAGCGGGCCCUGAUGAUCGCGCAGAACAAGGUGGACGUGGCGCGCAACAUCCUGCGCGAGUUCGCCCUGGUGCCCCCCCGGCUCAACCUGUAGCCCCGCCCGGGGGGGGGGGGGGGACCGGGGGUCCGGGACGUCCCCCCCCGCCUCCUAGAAGUGGACUCUGUGGAGCGGUUUCACUCCGAAACGACGGUCUCUGAGAAUCAGGGUCGAUGCUGAAAAAGAGAAUUAAAAAAAAACAGAAAAGUUUACCUGUCGAACACUAAACCUGUGAAAAAUGUUGUUUACAGUGGACUGCUGAGCGGAGGUGCGCGCCUCU